This is a messenger RNA of Scatophagus argus, 3471 nucleotides long. It is a transcript of the gene ical1, whose product is annotated as islet cell autoantigen 1-like. Bases 158 to 1822 code for a protein of 554 amino acids. Gene Ontology annotation, cellular component: Golgi apparatus. Gene Ontology annotation, biological process: regulation of transport. Gene Ontology annotation, molecular function: protein domain specific binding. Lineage: Eukaryota; Metazoa; Chordata; Actinopteri; Scatophagidae. The record is from RefSeq and is a predicted model, not a curated record. The transcript is spliced from 15 exons.
CUGAUGUUCAAACGGCGCCACAGCUGCUUUGCAUAUCCUGUUUCUCUGACUCAGAUUAUGACGGCUAUUAAGAGAGGAGGCUAUCCGAGCUGCGCUGCAUAGAUGCUCGCGCUGUUGGACAAAUCCAAAAACAAGAACAAGAAAAGGCUGAUAUCCCAUGAUGGACGGGUUUGCGGGGGACAUGUUGAGCGGCGGCCGGGCUCUGCUCGGUGAGGACAGCUCGGUGAUGGCUCGCAUGCAGAAGAAGUUCUGGAAGACCAAGCAGGUCCUCAUCAAAGCCACGGGCAAGAAGGAGGACGAGUACGUGGUGGCCUCAGAUGCUGACCUGGAUGCCAAGCUCGAGUUUUUCCGCUCGGUUCAGUCCACGUGCACGGAGCUGCUGAAGGUGAUCGAGAAGUACCAGCAGAGGAUCACACGCUUGUCUCAGGAGGAGAACGAGCUCGGCCUGUUCCUGCGCUUCCAGGCUGAACACGAUCGCACCAAGGCUGGAAACAUGAUGGAUGCCACCAGCAAGGCCCUGUGCACCUCGGCCAAGCAGAGGAUGGCUCUGUGCACGCCACUGCACCGUUUGCACCAGGAAGUGGAGACGUUCAGACGGCGCGCCAUCGCCGACACGCUGCUGACAGUCAGCCGUAUGGAGAAGGCCCGCACCGAGUACAGAGGAGCUCUGCUCUGGAUGAAAGACGUCUCCCAGGAACUAGACCCGGACACCUACAAACAGCUUGAAAAGUUCCGCAAGGUCCAAGCUCAGGUCAGAGGGACGAAGAGCCAGUUUGAGAAGCUAAAGAAUGAUGUGUGUCAGAAGGUUGACAUGCUGGGAGCAAGCCGCUGCAACAUGCUUUCACACUCCCUGUGUACCUACCAGACCACUCUGCUGCAGUUCUGGGAGAAGACGGCUCACGCCAUGUCGAGAAUCCACGAGGCCUUCCAAGGACACAUACCGUACCAGUUCACCACGCUCAAAGACCUGCGAGACCCACUGGAGGAAAUAACAGACUCAGAGAAAGAGGAGGAUAGGAAGGAGAAGGCUCUACAGAGCAACACAGACAGUCUGGUGUCCUUGGAUGACGACAAGCCACCAGGAAGUGCCUCUGAUGCAGACCCCGCCCACAGCAGUGCCGGGCAGAGCCACAGCAGUGACGGUGCUCUGCACGACCUCGGGGGACCUGAUGACGACCUGUUGCUCAUGGCCUGUAACCCACCACAGCUUCCAGUCCCAGCGAGCACUCCUGUCCAGCCUCAGCUCCUGCCUCCUCUUCAGGGUGGCGACCCCAGAGAGCCCUGGGGCUUUGGAAGCCUCCAGUCCAGCCACUUGCAGCUGCCUGCCACCGGUGGUUCACCACACCCAACCGGGACAGGGCUGAGACCUGAGGAGGACGACGGUGAACGGGGUGACAUGGCUUUCCUCAAGGACCUCCUCAGCCCGGGCCCCGGGGCCAGCGACGAGUUCAGCAGAGAGUGGCAGGAUGCUUUUGGCCUGUUCGACCCUCCCAGCGUGCCUCCGCUGAGCACAGGAGCAGCAAGCAGUGGGCCGGCGGCACGUCCGUCCUCCCCAAGCCCGACGGGCUUCCUGCCCUCCCAGCUGCUGGAUCACAGUCUGAGUGCGACAGGCUGGUCAACCCCACCUAUGUUCCAGGCUCCGCCCCUGCAGCCUCCUCCUGGUCAGAACCAAUCGGCUCAGGCAGCUCCAAGCUCAGCAGCUAAUGUUGCUCCAGCUGGGUCCAAAGACAUGUCUGCCUGGUUCAACCUGUUUGCAGACCUGGACCCUCUCUCUAACCCUGACGCCAUUGGACGCUCUGCGGAUGAGCUGCUCAACGCCUGAAGCUCUUUGCUUGUGUGUGUGCGUCCAGCAGUGUAUAAUUUCUCCCAGAGAAUCUGGAUGUCAGCACGUUUCCAUGUCAACAGCCAAGUAAAAGAACACUCAUCAACAGUCAAAAACACACGCAAACACUCACUCACACACACACACACACGCAUUCACACAUACGUGCCUGCAUUACUGCCAGCACGAGAGCUGUGCACGUAUGCACGCUCAUUUUUGUGUUACACUGGAGAAGGAAAGCCGUGUCAGUGGCUCCAGGCUGCUCCCUGCAGCUUUCUACAUGACUGUUAACACUACACACGAAGCCACUGACUCAUAUGCACACAGAAAUCCUCACGUGGUCUGUAUUACCUUUUCACUGUCACUUUCUGCAGCUUUUGUCAAGCGGAGAGUGUGUUUGUGUUGCAGGUUCAUUUUGGAUGGCGUUGCCUGUUUUUUUUGUUUCUCUUUGUGUCUUUUACAUGUGUUGUUUGGAUGUGUGUCAGUUUGCUGUGUGUGUGUGUUUGUGUGUAUGUGUGAGUGUGCACACAACAAAGUUCCCAGGAUGUAAAAAAAAUUAAGCAAAAGAAAUCUAUAUUUACUGCUUAGACUUGUUUCUACAUGGUAGCACAUGAUUGUCACAUAUGAAUAAAGAGCGUACAGUAUUUAUCUAUAUGAACCAGACAUAGUCUGUGUCUCAGAUAAGAUGGGGAUAAGACCCUGAGCCUCUCGCUGAGCCUUUAUUUGCACGCAAAAACUACAGCAGUUGAAGCUGAAGCUGCAACACGGGUCCUGUGACAUGAAGCAAGGUUAGCAGGUUAUCUGGCUGUCUUUGAGUUUUCAAGCCGAGUCACUGUGGCGGAAGAGCAGGUUUAGUCCAGAGAAACGGAUCAAAACAACUCAACAGCUCAAUUAAUGAGAACUGAGGCUAAACUGAAGCUAAAUUCUCACAUCAGGCACAGUGACGAUGCUAGCAUGCUGAUUCUUAGCAGGCGUAGUGCUGAUCGUGUUCACCAUGUAGCAUUCAUGUUAGAAUGCUAAAAUUUGCUAAUUAGCACUAAACAUAAGUGCAGCUGAGGCUGAUGGGAGCCUCAUUAAUUUUUAUGUAUUUGGUCAUUAAGUGAAUUAUUGGAAACCAUCAAAAUGUUGACCUGAUCACGACAGAGUUGUUGAAAUUCAUCCUGAGAGGAUCAUGAAUGUCUGUACCAAACGUUGUGACAAUCCAGUCAACGAUUGGUGAGAAAUUGCUUGUCAUAGAUUAACAGUAAGAGGAUCACCAAAGUUAUUACUGUUUAUUCUCUGGGGACCCUGAGUGUAUACACCAGAUUGACUGGCUCACUGGCUCAGUGAAGCAGGUAACCCAGUGUUGAACUUGCUUUGUGAUACAGACCCCACGAACUGGAUCUUUAUGACUCCACCAGUUAAAGAUGGAUAAUGUGACACUUUAUUGAUCUCCAUAAGGAAAUUCAAUUCUGUUUUCUGUUCGGGAUUCAGUCAGAUGGUCUCGAAAUGUGAGCCAUGAGUAUCUGAACUGGUUCCUGUGACCCCAGCAGCCUCUUUAUGUUCAUCCUCUCACCUUCAGCCCAGAUUCUGGUUGCUGAGUGGGUAAAAAUAGGACACAUCUGAAGUCAUGUUUAGGCUUUCACCAUCACUGGUCCAAGGCCAAGAAA